Acanthopagrus latus (yellowfin seabream) is the source of this 2169-nucleotide messenger RNA. RefSeq names its product voltage-gated potassium channel subunit beta-2-like. Lineage: Eukaryota; Metazoa; Chordata; Actinopteri; Spariformes; Sparidae. Bases 184 to 1485 code for a protein of 433 amino acids. Gene Ontology annotation, cellular component: cytoplasm; membrane; voltage-gated potassium channel complex. The record is from RefSeq and is a predicted model, not a curated record. Gene Ontology annotation, biological process: regulation of action potential; regulation of potassium ion transmembrane transport; transmembrane transport. The transcript has 16 exons. Gene Ontology annotation, molecular function: potassium channel regulator activity; transmembrane transporter binding; voltage-gated potassium channel activity.
GAAGGUGUACACCUAUCAGUACCACAAUUACAAACAACAGCAACUGAGCAGGAGUCAGAUUUCGUCUAUAACAUGAUGGAGUAAGGAAAGUUGACUCACACGAAGUUGGUAGAGGAUUUCUUGACCCACUAAUAGCAGUAUGCCAACAGUGCUGUGUCUCCACAAAGUGAAUUAUCCUCAUGCAUGCCACAAUUCCACAGAUGUCUUCCCAGGCACCUAAUGCCCAAGCCUGGGGGCAGCGGAGGUCUCCCGCCUGGGAGUCGUGAGACCACAGGAAUAUGUCGAAGCAGCAGCAUCAGCAGUGGCAAUGUUGGGUCUGGAGGCAAGAUAAUGUCCCUGUCGUCCAUGAGUGAGAGCGUGCACAGUGGCCUGAGCUGUUUCUUGUCAGAACAAGCACUGGAGCAGGAAGAAAGACAGCAACGCAGCAGCCAGUUAGCAGAGUUUCAGCGUCUGAGAGAGGUCCGUGCAGCUGCUCAGCUCAAAAACCUGGAGGACUUCCUUCGGAUGAACCAUGUCUCACUCAGGGACAGCAUGGCUUAUGCUACAGGCAUGAUUUACAGAAAUCUUGGCAAAUCUGGCCUCAGGGUGUCCUGUCUUGGAUUAGGCACGUGGGUUACCUUUGGAGGCCAGAUAACAGAUGAGGUGGCAGAGGAGCUGAUGACUUUGGCCUACGAGAAUGGAAUCAAUCUGUUUGACACAGCAGAAGUGUACAAUUCCGGGAAGGCUGAAACUGUGAUGGGAAAUAUCAUAAAGAAGAGGGGAUGGAGACGUUCCAGUUUAGUCAUCACCACCAAAAUCUUCUGGGGUGGAAAAGCAGAAAUGGAAAGAGGAUUAUCUAGAAAACAUAUAAUCGAAGGUCUAAGGGCUUCGCUAGAGAGACUUCAGCUGGAGUACAUAGACGUGGUUUUCGCCAAUCGACCCGAUCCAAACACACCGAUAGAAGAGACGGUGAGGGCAAUGACCUAUGUCAUCAACCAGGGGAUGGCCAUGUAUUGGGGGACAUCACGAUGGACCUCCAUGGAGAUCAUGGAGGCGUACUCGGUGGCGCGACAGUUCAACCAGAUCCCACCCAUCUGUGAACAGGCAGAGUACCACAUGUUCCAGAGGGAGAAGGUUGAAGUGCAACUCCCAGACCUCUUCCACAAAAUAGGCAUUGGAGCUAUGACAUGGUCUCCACUGGCCUGUGGGAUCAUCUCAGGGAAGUAUACAAAAGGGAUCCCCCCUUAUUCACGAGCCUCGCUCAAGGGCUAUCAGUGGAUGAAAGACAAGAUCCUGAGUGAGGAGGGGCACCGUCAGCAGGUGAAGCUGAAAGAGCUGCAGGCUGUUGCAGAGCGACUAGGCUGCACUCUGCCCCAACUGGCUAUUGCGUGGUGCCUGAGGAAUGAAGGGGUGAACUCUGUUCUGCUGGGAGCUUCCACAACAGACCAGCUGAUGGAGAAUAUCAGAGCAAUACAGGUCAGAAGACAUACAGGUGGACAACAUUAAACGGUUCUUCCAAAGUUAUCUCUGUCCAUCAUAUCUGAGGUGGAGAACCUCUUGGGAAACAAGCCCUACAGUAAAAAGGACUUUCGAUCCUAGAAGCACCAGUGAUGAACUGUCACUACGAAAAAAGACGACUAUGAACGAGAGACAGCAACAGAGAAUCAUCUGGACCCUGUUUUCAGGGGACAUAUCAGUCAAGUCAAUGAUCACAUUUGCACUUAAUGCCACUUAAUAAUAUCAGGUUUACAAUAUGCUGUUUGAAAAUCUGAAGCACUGAAAAAACUCUGACUACAGAUUGUUGCCUCAGCAUGCCACAUAGUGCAACUCACAAAAUGAAUGUGUUGGAUUUAUGUGCAAUUGAACACAUGUUGCAAACCUACUGAGCACAAAACAUUAAGGGAUUUCAGUGUCAUAACGUGAGUCUUGCUUAAAUGCUGUGAAUAUUAGUAUUUUAAUUUAACUUUAAUUUUGAAUCACUUUUUUCAAGAUUGUUUAGUUUUAGUUUUCCACAGUUUGGGUAUUUUGUUUUAGUUACAUGAAUCUAGCAAUGUUUUAAUCAAUGCAUGUUUAAUCUUCUGUUGGACCUUUAUUAAAAUCUUUACUGUGACCUUUUGCCAAAUACUUUUCAGUGAAGCAUGAAGUUUUCCCUGAAAAAAGUACAAUAUCCAUAAGACGAUGAUUACAUUU